Messenger RNA from Contarinia nasturtii (swede midge), 1097 nucleotides. RefSeq lists its product as uncharacterized. The record is from RefSeq and is a predicted model, not a curated record. Lineage: Eukaryota; Metazoa; Arthropoda; Insecta; Diptera; Cecidomyiidae. The transcript is spliced from 2 exons. The coding region runs from base 82 to 987 and encodes 301 amino acids.
UAACUUGGUUUUGCAUCCAAUAAGCUUCAUUUAAUUUUCAAUUACAGUAAUAUUCAAAGUGAUAAUAUCAAGUGGAGAAAAAUGAGGGUGUUUUUAUUUCUUACAUUUUUGUCACUUGCGCUUUGUGUUCAGUUUACCAAUGGCAACGGAAGUAUCACAUUCAGUAAGCUAUUGAAUACAUUCUGUGCUAAAGUUGCGAAUAAAAACUUUUUGAUGAGACCAAAGGUUGAACCAUUGUUCAAGAUUACCACCGAAGCAAAUAUCAAAGCAUUAAAAGCCAAAUUCAGUGCAGCCGUUGUUGAUUUGGAUGUAUCAAAAAAAGAUCAGAUUUUGGCCAAGAUUCCAAAAAAUAUGAACAUUGGUGGUUUCAACACUCAUGACUUUUUCGAAGAAGGGAUCAAUGCUAUUGUAAAAGGACAAACUGAAACUCUUAAAAGCUUGAAUGCCAAAAUUUUAUCGCAACUCAACUCCGAAUCAAUCGAUGACGUCAAUUUUGUUAAUACGUUCACAAAAUGGGCAACCGUUUUAAUUAUAGAUCCUAAGCUUGCACUACGAGUCCAGGAUAAUAUACCCACUAUGGAAUCGGACUAUAAGUCAUUGCAUGACCAAUUUGACGAACAAGUAAAAAUAUCAAAUGAGUUGAGAAAAAAAUUCGACAAAGAUUUUCAAGCAGCAGUUGCGCAAUUUAAUAGCAUUCUUAGUGAAAAGAACCCAAAAGCAUUGGAGAAAAUUCUUAAAGAACUUGAACCAUUAAUUGUAAAAUUAUUCACACAACAAGGUGAAAUCUUUCACAAUCUUGAUACUUUGAGUAAUGUUCUAGAAGAUUAUAGCAGUCAACGUGUUGCAUGGGCCAAGUUUCUAAUUGGAAUGGUAGAUAAUCAUAGUUUAAAGGAUAAAUCAGCAAAACCAAAGAGAAAACCACUUACAAAAGCACCUAUCGAUGCAAAAAGACCUCCAUGGAAGCCAGCUGGACAUAGAACUACUUGAAAAAUUGUCACCGUUUCGAUAGAAAUUUAACGCCUUAUCCAAAUCGAAAGGCUUCAACAGAAGCAUGUAUAAAUGAAAUACACAGAAAAAAAUAAAGAUUAAGAUCUAAA